AUGAGAGACAUUAGUAGUAUAUGGCAGAGGAUAAAACCAGAAGUGCUAAUGGUGUUUGUACAAAUUGCAUUUGGAGCGAUGGCUAUAAUAUACAAGCUAGCAAUAAAUGAUGGAAUGAGCAUGAGAGUAGCCGCAACAUAUCGCCUCAUUUUUGCAUCUGCUUUCACUAUUCCAAUUGCUCUUAUUUAUGAUAGGAAGAAUAGGGAAAAAAUUACUUGGAGUGUGAUUUUUAAGACAUUUCUAUGUGGACUGUUUGGGGGAAGUUUGUAUCUAAAUCUUUAUCUUGAGGGUCUAGCUUUGACGUCAGCAACAUUUAUGUUGGUCGUUGUUAACCUAAUUCCAUCCAUUACCUUCCUCAUGGCUAUAUGUUUUGGAAUGGAUAAAUUCAAUUUAAAGGUUGUGGAAGGAAAGGCGAAAGUGAUAGGAACAAUAAUGGGAUUUAGUGGUGCAAUGUUGAUAAUAUUUUUUAAAGGUGUAGAAAUUCAUAUUUUGUCUUCCAAUAUCAACCUUUUACAUCCACAUCACAACCAAAAUGAGCAAAUGACAACUCACCAUACUGACCUUCGUAAAAAAGUGUUGGGUAUUUCAUGUGCAAUAGCAAGUAGUUGCUCUUAUUCUUUGUGGUAUAUUAUUCAGGCUAAGUUGAAUGAGGAAUACCCAAGUCCUCGCUCAAGUGCAGCUUUAAUAUCCAUAAUGGGAGCCAUUCAAGCAACUGUUAUUGCUCUCAUAGUUGAAAAAGAUUGGAGCCAAUGGAAGCUAGAGAACAACCUCAGGAUUUUCACUGUUGUUUUUUCGGGAAUUGUGGCGUCUGGAUUAGUUGUUAUCGCUAUGGCCUGGUGCAUAAAGAAGAGGGGCCCUGUAUUUACGUCUCUUUUCAGUCCUUUUCAACUCUUACUUGUAGUUAUAGCUUCUUAUUUGAUAUUGAACGAGAAAUUAUAUUUGGGAAGCAUGCUUGGAGCAGUGGUGAUUAUUUGCGGUCUCUACGCGGUACUUUGGGGGCAAAGCAAAGAAAUGAAAAAGAAAAUGGAGAUAUUAGAAAUUACAAGAAUGUCUGAAAAUGAUGAGCAUGUUGUUAUUUCCAUGUCUGUUUUCCAUGAUAGAGUCAUCCAAAGCUCCUAG
Messenger RNA from Vicia villosa (hairy vetch), 1119 nucleotides. RefSeq names its product WAT1-related protein At1g25270-like. Lineage: Eukaryota; Viridiplantae; Streptophyta; Magnoliopsida; Fabales; Fabaceae. The coding region runs from base 1 to 1119 and encodes 372 amino acids. Gene Ontology annotation, cellular component: plasma membrane. The record is from RefSeq and is a predicted model, not a curated record. Gene Ontology annotation, molecular function: transmembrane transporter activity. The transcript is spliced from 7 exons.